Messenger RNA from Pangasianodon hypophthalmus (striped catfish), 2964 nucleotides. Its product is annotated as polymeric immunoglobulin receptor-like. The record is from RefSeq and is a predicted model, not a curated record. Bases 304 to 1515 code for a protein of 403 amino acids. NCBI's taxonomy places the organism in Eukaryota, Metazoa, Chordata, Actinopteri, Siluriformes, Pangasiidae. The transcript is spliced from 8 exons.
UGUGUUUUCCAGGGUUUUAAGUGAUAUUGUUUGAUUAUUUUUCUCUUAAUUGAUCAGCUGAGAGCAGACGGUGUUUCAUCAUUUUCAGUAGGAGGGAUUGUGAGGUUGAGCAACUUGGAAACAUACCACAGAAAGAGGAAAUGACCAAACCCAAGAGAACUGGAGGGAGAGACACAUAGCGUAGAAUAUAUAUUACAGAGGAUUACAAAGAUUCAUAUUUACUCCUUUUUUUUUUUUAAACAAGUCUCUUAAUAGUGGAUUGGAGUUUUUGUGAACAUCAAUGAAGCUUUAGUUGAGUUCAGAAUGAAGAUCCUCCUCAUCAUCCUCACCUUCCACCUGAUCUCAGGUCCAGUGCACUGCUCUGAUGUGAUUGGUUACCCUGGAGGUUAUAUCAUAAUUGAUUUCAAACACCCAAUUAAUAUCAAGUCUACUGUAUAUUUUUGCAAAUUUAAAACACAAACAGUGCGCGAACCUCUGAUAACAGCUCAGGGCAGUCAGCUGCUCACAGGGGUUCAUAAGGACAGAUUUACUCUGUUUGGCUCCAGUGGAUUAUUCACACUGAUAUUCAGAAACCUGAGUUUACAGGAUACUGGAAUAUAUCAGAUUGGAGAGUUUGGACUGGCAGGGAAUCAUAACAUUAACCUGAAAGUGAACAGUGAUCCAUGUUGUAGCGGGACAAGAACAGUAACAGGUUAUUUGGGACAGACUGUGACGAUCAGCUGUUCCUAUCCAAGGGAGUUUAUAACAAACACUAAGUCCUUCUUUAAACUGGACGGUCUCAGUGUAAAUGAAGUGAUCCUCACUAGUGGAAGAGAACCGGAUGGCAGAUUCUCCAUUUCUGAUGAUGGGAGGAAUAAAGUUUUCAGUGUGAACAUCAAUGAUGUGAGAGAAGAUGAUGGAGGAGUUUAUUUCUGUGCAGUUGAUAAUGAAGGGACUGCCGUUAAUUAUCACUCGCUCUUCACAGCAAUUCAGCUCCAAGUCAUUGAAGUACCACAAGACACAACAGAGAAUCCAGAUGGCACAUCAGACACAACUCAGCCUGAAGUAACAAGUGACACAACAGAGAAUCCAGAUACGUCAGAUGCACUUCAGCCUGCAGGUUCCUCACUCAUCAUCACCAUGUGUGUCUGUGUGACUGUGCUGCUGCUGGGAGUAUUUGUACUCAUCUACAAGUUGAAAAGCAACAAGUCACAAGAUUCUGCCUCUAUAAGCCAGCAAACAAAUAACAUGACGGCUGAUUAUGAAAAUAAUCCAUCACAGAUUCAGAACAUCAUAAUGCGUCCAGUCUACCAAAACCUAAAUCCCAACACCAACCAAUCAGAUUCAGUCUACCAGAGUCUAGACCCCAACACCAACCAACCAGAGUCAGUCUACCAGAGUCUAGACCCCAACACCAACCAACCAGAGUCAGUCUACCAGACCCUAAAACAACUGGACUCGGUUUACUGCAACUUCCAGUUCAGUUCCAGUUCAUCAGAUUUAGUCCACUGUAACGCUAACCAUGUUUCACCAUAGCUUCAUAUUCUUUUAAUAAUCUGAAUGAGAGCUCAGAGUAAAAAUCAGUCACAUAUUCACAAAUGAAGUUUUAUUCCAACAAAAUGGUGAUUAAUCUUUUGGUAUUAGGUAGAAAAAUGGCAGCCAUGUAAACCUUUGUAUCCUGUUAUAAUCAAAAUCUGCACAUACGUUCUGUACUUGUCCAGGCAGUGGGAUGUAAAUUCAACUCAGCUGGCUCAUAAUUUGAUAUUUGCCAGACAUUCAGCCCAAAUACUAGUUGUCAAAAAAAUAACAGUAAAUGUUUAGUUUAACAAAAAAAAAAAAAAAAAAAAAAAAGUAAACUGGUCUAAACUGGGUAAAUUUAUACUGAGACAUCAGAAGACAGAAGAUGAGUAAAGGCAAUACGUCUUUAUGUUUAAGAAAAAUUCUUGAAGUGGAUUAUUAUAUUCAAUUAUUAGUUUCCUUAAUCAAUCACAGAUCACUUGUGAUUUUCAGGCUCAACACCGAGGCAGUUUCAUAGAACACACACCACAAAAAAAAAAAAAAAAAAAAAAAACAGAUUGCAGAUUUUCUCCCACUGGUAGCUAGCUCUUCCUCAUCACACAACAGCUACCAACCCUGAACGGUGAAGGCUACCAUGUGCUUCCUCCAAGACAUGUGAAGCCACUGCACCUUUUCCAGCUGCUGCUCAUGGCAGCUGAACAACUCUUGCACAUACAUGAGCUCAAAGAUACAUGCGAUUGGUCAGUGCCACUCUGACUGUCAGGGGAGGAAGUAACACCAUCCCUCACACUCUGCGAGCACAGCAGGUUCUGUUCUCUUGAACGUCUGGCCACCGAUGGCUGUGGUAUCAUCGAGAUUUGAACUUGAGAUCUCCCACCGAUAACUGCAACAAAUUUUCUGCUGAGCAAUAUUGUACAUUUUAAUAGCUAAACAUGUUUAUAUAUAAAGCCCUAAGACUACUUAGAUUUGUAGUUUCUGUAUUAGAAUUUUUUUGCUUUGUUUAACAUGCGUACUAAAAUGUUUCUGCUCCUCUUUAAAAAUAAAUAAAUAAAUAAAAUAAUUAUGUGCAUAUUACAACCAAGUAGAAAUGUUUGUUCUUUCUGCAGAUUUCUUUUCACCAUCUUUCAAAAUUCAACUGCAGUCUACUGUUUUUAAAGGAUUUAGCUUUUUUUUUUUCCAACUAAUUAAUAAAAACUGUAUCCACUUAAAAUUAUUCAAAGAAUAUUCUCUUUUUUUUUGGCAUUAACUCUUACACAUGAUUGUUAAAUCCAAUUAACAAUUUCCUGUAUGUUUAAAACACAGCAGCAUCGUCUCCGUGUGGAGAGAGAAGUGUGGAAGUUUUAUGGAAUUGAAGAUAAAAUUCACAUUGCAGUGUUUAACACUUCAUUUUCUGUAUUUAAUCUGUCAAAACACACAUUUCCUCAAAUCGUUUGGCUAAACAACCAACCAUGGAGUUGCUAAAUCUAA